Molecule: messenger RNA, 1462 nt
Organism: Closterium sp. NIES-67
Lineage: Eukaryota; Viridiplantae; Streptophyta; Zygnematophyceae; Desmidiales; Closteriaceae
Source: the annotation of a GenBank genome assembly
CCCCUAUGUGACUCCUGAGUCGUAGUCUACUUUCUUUCUUCCACAUCAAGUAUCCAGUCUCCAGUCUUUGAUCUCUCAUUAGAGAUUCCUACGGCUUGUGGCUGUCGCUUUUAUCUUCCAGCCCCCAUCUGUCCAUCUCGCAUCGUCCAGGGUUAUUCGCGCUUCGACAGAGGAACAAUUAGGAGUGGGUAUAUAAUUUCUUCUACUCAGUUUCUCGAGGGGAAACAGUGAUGGCCACGUCAGCAUGGCCUUCGUACGGUUCGCAGAAGUUUCCAACGGGGUAUUCGGACGUUGAAUCCGGCGGAGGCGACGUGUUUCAAGACCCGUCCCUGCGAUGGGCCUUCGUGCAAAAGGUGUACGGCAUCCUGUCCUUCCAGCUACUGCUCACCCUAGCGGCGGCGACUGUGGUGGUGAAGGUGGAAUCCGUGCGACUCACUGUCAUGCACUCGCCGCUGCUUGUCAUCGCCAGCAUGAUCGUCCCGUUCAUCUUGAUCUGUGCGCUCUCCGCCUACCACCAGCACCACCCCCUCAACCUGAUUCUCCUGGGCCUCUUCUCCCUCUCCUUCAGCGUCACCCUCGGCCUCUCAUGCGCCUUCGUCCCAGCCGCCAUCGUGCUAGAGGCCAUUCUCCUCACAGCAGUGGUGGUCGUCUCUCUCUCGCUCUUCUCCUUCUGGGCUGCUCGCAACGGGGAGGAUUUCUCCUGGCUGGGUCCCAUUCUCUUCACUGCGCUCUCCAUCCUCGUAUUCUCGACCAUCAUUCAGCUCUUCUUCCCCUUCGGUUCAUUCUUCACAACGGUGUAUGCGGCCAUCGGGGCCAUCAUCUUCAGCCUCUACAUCAUCUACGACACCGCCGCCCUGCUGCACCGCUACUCGUAUGAUGAAUACAUCUGGGCGUCCGUGAUGCUCUAUCUCGACAUCAUCAACCUGUUUUCUUUCCUGCUGGACCUGCUGAAUGCAGGCAGGGAUUAGGCAUAGCACCUGCAUGGAGGGCUCGUGUACAUAUCAGUGCUUUAAGGCUUGGUUGUCUAGUGUUAUUCGUACGAUGGGUACAUCUGGGCGUCCGUGAUGCUCUACCGCGAUAUCAUCAACCUGUUCUCUUUCCUGCUGGACCUCCUUAAUGCAAGCAGCAAUAAUUAGAGGUGCACAGGAGCUGCAUGGGGUGCGAAUCUUCGCACUUGUGUACGUCUGGGCGUCAGUGGCUCUCCACCUCGAUAUGCUCAACCUCUUCUCUUUCUUCUUGGCGCUGCUCAAUGCAGGCAGGGAGUAGACACAUAGCAUCUGCACCUGUAGCUGCAACUGCAUGCAUAGGGCAUGCAAGUGUUAGGAGAGGGUUUAGCUAGGUAGGAGAAGUUUAGCGAGAGAAAAGAGGGUCGACUACGAAAGAGAGCAGUACAAGAAGGGGGGUUGUCCUCUCUGCAGUAGGAUCCAGAAUUGUAGAAUACCUACCAAGCCUAUACAAAAGA